Messenger RNA from Symbiodinium necroappetens, 351 nucleotides. NCBI's taxonomy places the organism in Eukaryota, Dinophyceae, Suessiales, Symbiodiniaceae. The record is from the annotation of a GenBank genome assembly.
AUGUGGGCUACAACCCAUCAGCAUCUGCAACAGGCCUGCUGCCGAUCUUUGUUGCGCCUGCUUCGGCUGCGACAACAUGGUCUCUCCGUCUUGAUGUUUGAAGAGCUGUUCAACGGGAGGCCGAUCUUCAUCUGCCGCCGCUCCGAGGAGAUUAGCCCAGGCGACGAAUACGAGGCGGCGUACAACCAGCUCUCACAUGCGGAAACGAAACCGGAUGUUUGGGAUGUGCUUCCACACAUUCAGGACGUGGCCACCGCCAAGGAGGCCGUGAAAGCUGCGCUCGGCCCCCUCCAGCCCGCACUCCUGCGCGUGGAGAACUGCACGCAAGCGCUGGAAGAGAUACUGCAGUAG